AUGAAAGGACAAUUAAUUUAUAAUAAAAAUAAUAAUAAUAAUAAUAAUAAUAAUAACACCAAUAUUAAAAUUAAAAAAUCUAAUAAUAAAAUAAAUUGCAUAAACUCAAAAUUUUAUUCUAAACUAACCAAAAUGAAUCAUAACAAAACAUAUAAUAUUCUAAACUUGAAUAAACAAAUUAAACAAUUAGAAAUCUGUAAUAAUAUUUAUUUAACUGAUAAUAAAAAUAAUAAUAACAAUAACAAUAACAAUAACAAUAUAGAUAAUAAUAUGGAUCAUACUUGUAAUAAUAAUAAUAGUUUUCAUAUUUAUGAUAACUAUAUGUUAUCAUUAAAAAAAUUAACAAUUAAUGUUAUUAAAAUUUUAAUUCAUUUCAAACAAUUCACUAGUAUUUCAAUAAAAGAUAUUUCAAAUUAUCUAAAUGUUUCAACAGAAUCUAUUUCUUUUAUAAUUAAAAUUCUAUAUAUAUUGGAAAUUGUUGAAAAAGAUAGUAAUGAUGAGACUCAUUACAUUUGGAAAGGAUUAUAUGAUAAUCAAGAUUUUAUUGAAACUAUUGAUUAUAUUUCAAAUUCAAAAUCAAAUUUUGUAACAAAUCAUUCUGAACCAUUUUUAAAUAUUUAUGACAAUUAUCAUCCAUCUAUAAAUGAUAUUGAAAGUAAUAAUCCAAAAUACAAUAAAGAUAUCGGUUCAAUAUUACAUCAAUUUUUAAAGAAUUUAAUUAAAAGGGAUUAUGUUUCAUUUUUACAUUUGAAAAAUAAUAUUUAUUUAAUUGAUUCUCAAUAUUACCACAUUGUAAAUAUUUCAAAAGUUUUAUAUGCCCUCGGUUUAAUUUCAAUUGAAGUUUCAAAGAACAAUAAUUUAAUAUAUUUUAAAUGGAUUGGUUUUAUUCCAAAAGAACAGUAG
Messenger RNA from Dictyostelium discoideum AX4, 903 nucleotides. RefSeq lists its product as hypothetical. The record is from RefSeq and is a predicted model, not a curated record. Bases 1 to 903 code for a protein of 300 amino acids. NCBI's taxonomy places the organism in Eukaryota, Evosea, Eumycetozoa, Dictyosteliales, Dictyosteliaceae. The transcript is spliced from 2 exons.